Molecule: messenger RNA, 2573 nt
Organism: Aspergillus wentii DTO 134E9
Lineage: Eukaryota; Fungi; Ascomycota; Eurotiomycetes; Eurotiales; Aspergillaceae
Exons: 1
Coding region: 159-2390 (743 amino acids)
Biological process (GO): carbohydrate metabolic process
Molecular function (GO): hydrolase activity, hydrolyzing O-glycosyl compounds; carbohydrate binding
Source: RefSeq, a predicted model, not a curated record
UUAUUUAACCGAUGCGGGGUAUGCAUCUUGUAUCCCCUCACGGAAUCAAUUUCUCCGUCGAUGAUCAUGCCAGAUCCAGUCAUAUCAGGCUAUCCGGAUAAUUAAAUACAGAUCCUUAAAUACAGACAAAGAAUACUGUUUAUUUUGGCAUCAACAAAAUGCUCUUGCUGCUCCUGGUCUGCCUCUCGCAGGCCCUCAUCGGCUUUGCGAAUCCCAUCAGUCCCAGAUCAGACUAUUUAAGUCCCAAUAGCACUGGUUUUCGCAUGCAGCAUGGCUUUGAAACGAUCCUCGUCCAGCCAUUUGGCUAUGACGGUUUCCGUGUUCGUGCCUGGCCUUUUCGGCCUCCUUCCGGCCAUGAAAUCAGCUUCGUGUAUGACCCUCCGCUGGAAGGACCGGAAGAUGGAAAAGCACACGGAAUGGACUACGACACGGCCUUUAAUGGCAAUCGCUCCGUGACGAUGCGCAAUGGCAACACCAUCGUGCGGACCUCUGGCUGGGGCGGCAAUCCAGGAGGCUACAGACUGGCUUUCUACCGCGUUGAGACUGAUGGCUCGGAAACCCUCUUGACGAACGAGUAUGCACCGCUCAAGUCGAUCAACCCUCGAUACUAUCACUGGAAUGGCCCAGGCAGUGAAUUUUCCGCCGAGUUCUCUUUCAGCACGACGCCCGAUGAGCAGAUCUAUGGGACUGGCACGCAGCAGGAUCAUCUGGUUAAUAAGAAGGGAUCCACGAUUGAUCUGGUCAACUUCAACACGUACAUCCCUACUCCGGUGUUUAUGAGCAACAAGGGCUAUGGCUUUAUCUGGAAUAUGGCAUCAGAGGGGCGAAUGGAGUUUGGGCCUCUUCGGAAUCGAUUCACGGCGAAUGCUGCAAGCGUCGUGGACUAUGUGAUUGUGUCUGCGUCGCCGGGUGAUUAUGAUACUUUGCAACGACGACUGUCUGCACUGACUGGUCGUGCUCCCACGCCUCCAGACUGGUCUUUGGGAUAUCUGCAGUCGAAGCUGCGAUACGAGAACCAGAGCGAGGUGAUUCUUCUGGCGGAGAAUUUCCAGAAAUACGACAUUCCCGUGUCACUGAUUGUCAUCGACUACCAAUCAUGGGCUCAUCAAGGUGACUGGGGAUUAGAUCCUGCUUUGUGGCCAGACGUUGCAUCCAUGGCACAGCAGGUCAAGAACCUCACCGGCGCCGAGAUGAUGGCGUCGCUGUGGCCGAGUGUUUCGGAUCAUAGUGAGAAUUAUCUCGAGAUGCAGGCGAAUGGAUACCUCUCUGCGACAAGAUCAGGACCUGGCACGACUGACAGCUGGAAUGGGUCGUAUAUUCGCAACUACGACUCGACGAAUCCCCAGGCUCGUCGGUUUCUCUGGGAUACGCUGAAGCGCAAUUACUACGACAAGGGGAUCAAGAACUUCUGGAUCGACCAGGCCGAUGGGGGUGCACUAGGCGAAGCAUACGAGAACAAUGGCCAAAGCACAUACAUCCAGUCCAUCCCAUUCGCGCUGCCAGAUGUGCUGUACUAUGCUGGUACGCAAGACAGCGUGGGCAAGCUGUACCCAUGGGCCCAUCAACAGGCCAUCGAAGAGGGCUAUCGCAACGCUACUUCGACCGACGUUGGAACAGCCUGCGACCACAUCAGUCUGAGUCGCUCUGGAUACAUCGGGUCGCAGCGCUUCUGCAGCAUGAUCUGGUCGGGCGAUAUCAGUUCAGUCUGGGAGACACUGGGAUUGCAAGUCGCGAGUGGAUUAUCUGCCGCUGCGACAGGCUGGGGAUGGUGGACGGUCGAUGCAGGUGGCUUCCAGGCGGACCCGACAGUGGAAUGGAGUGCGAAUAUCGACCGACCGGAGUAUCGUGAGUUGUUUGUGCGAUGGCUGCAAUGGACGACGUUUAUCCCGUUCAUGCGAGUCCAUGGAUCGAGAGCAUGCGAUGUGCAAGACGCGUUUACAUGCAACAACGAGCCGUGGUCGUACGGGGAGAAGAACACGCCGAUUAUCGUGUCGUAUAUAAAACUGCGCUAUCAGCUGGGCGAAUACCUCAAGGCUAUCUUUGACCAGUUCCACCAGACUGGACGGAUGAUCAUGAGACCUCUCUAUAUGGAUUUCGAAAAGACAGACCCUGAGAUAGCCAGAAUGACCCGCGAAAACAGCAACGCCACGACACAACAGUACAUGUUUGGACCUAAGCUGCUCGUAACGCCGGUGACAGUGCCGAAUGUGACGGAAUGGAGCGUCUAUCUUCCUCGCAUCGACAACAGCACGAAGUGGACAUACUGGUGGACUAACGCCACGUAUACAGGAGGGCAGAAUGUGACGGUGCCUGCGCCCCUCGAGCACAUUCCGCUGUUUCACCUGGGAAAGAGAGAAGAUGUCUUGUCUGGGAAUGUAUUCUCAUCAUAGAAAUACAGAUAGGUGAAUCCAUUAUUAAACUAGGGUAUAACGUUGAAAUAAAACCGUCCCGCAUCGCCUUUUCUUUAUGAAACUAGAAAUCCUCCGGUGGUGGUCGCUUCGCUUCAGGGUCAAGCGGAGAUACUUGUUCGCAGGUGCAGUGGCGAUAAUGCCAGACCAUCACCAUGUACAGAC